UUUCUGGAUUAUCAUUUUUCCUGUCCACUUUCAUUCAUUCAAUACUUCUGGCAAGGUCAAGACCUUCCACUUGGUGUCCGUGAUACUCAGCCUAACUCUAUUCCAAUUGUGGGCAUGUCCCUCAGCAAAGGGUUUGCACCCAGCAUUUUUGUUCCAAGAAAGUGCCUUCCACUGGACCUAGAAGUUUUUCCCUACAUCUUCUCAGUUCCAUUUGUUCUUUUAGCCAUCUGUGCCAUUUCGUUCCUCGUUAUUACUGUGUGGCAUGUUGGAAAUGUGAGAUAUCGUCUGCAGAGAAAACCGUUUCCGAGGGAUGCCAAGUUCAAAGCUACGGAAGUGAAACUCAUCAUUCUUCUUGUUGCCUACAUGUGUGUGGCCCUUCACUCGACUCUUUCCGCAAACAUAACUCUGAGUCACACUGCUGACCACUCACGAAUUAUUGGGGACCACUUACUCUGCGAAAGUCUGGGAGACCCAGAGGCAGUGUGCUCCAGGGCUGGGUUUGAAGAACUCGAGCAAGACAGCAUUGUUGAGACCUUUGUCUACAUUGCUUUUGCUCUCUACCCAGCAGUUUUC
Geodia barretti is the source of this 573-nucleotide messenger RNA. NCBI's taxonomy places the organism in Eukaryota, Metazoa, Porifera, Demospongiae, Tetractinellida, Geodiidae. The record is from the annotation of a GenBank genome assembly.